Messenger RNA from Notolabrus celidotus (New Zealand spotty), 2066 nucleotides. It is a transcript of the gene ppp1r8b, whose product is annotated as protein phosphatase 1, regulatory subunit 8b. The transcript is spliced from 7 exons. NCBI's taxonomy places the organism in Eukaryota, Metazoa, Chordata, Actinopteri, Labriformes, Labridae. Gene Ontology annotation, molecular function: mRNA binding; protein serine/threonine phosphatase inhibitor activity; protein binding. The record is from RefSeq and is a predicted model, not a curated record. Gene Ontology annotation, cellular component: nuclear speck. Bases 59 to 1108 code for a protein of 349 amino acids.
UAUAACACACAGCGACUCUUUCCCAUCAUGCAGUUCGGCAGUGAUAAAAUGAGGCAAGAUGGCGACUAAAAUAAGCAAAGAGGGUCCUCCUCCUUUUGAUUGUCCAACAUGGGCAGGCAAGCCGCCCCCAGGACUCCAUCUAGACGUGAUGAAGGGAGACAAACUCGUUGAGAAACUGAUUAUAGAUGAAAAGAAGUACUACUUGUUUGGAAGAAACCCAGACUGGUGUGACUUCACCAUCGACCAUCAGUCAUGCUCACGUGUCCACGCAGCCUUGGUCUACCACAAACACCUGAAGAGGGUCUUUCUCAUAGACCUGAACAGUACACAUGGCACCUUCCUCGGACACAUCCGUCUGGAGGCACACAAGCCUCAGCAGAUUCCCAUAGACUCUACAAUGUCCUUCGGUGCUUCAACGCGGACGUACACUAUCAGAGAGAAACCCCAAACUCAAGGCACAGCUGGGACAGGGGACAGUAAGACGGGAGACGACGAGGAGCUGAAAGGACUGCUUGGGCUUCCUGAGGAGGAGACGGAGCUGGAGAACCUGACAGAGUUCAACACAGCCCACAACAAGAGGAUCUCCAUGCUGACCAUUGAGGAGGGCAACUUAGAAAUCCAGAGGCCUAAGAGGAAACGGAGGAACUCCAGAGUAACCUUCAAUGAGGAGGACUCUAUCAUCAAUCCAGAGGACAUAGACCCCUCGGUGGGACGCUUUAGGAAUAUGGUGCAGACUGCUGUCAUCCCAAUAAAGAAACGCAGAUCAGAGGGCCAAAACAGUCUCGGUCUGGACGACCUGAGUUUGAAACGUAUCCAUGGCUACAGCUUGGGCGGUGGUCUCUAUGGUGACUUGCCUCCCACCAGUCAUGAGAACCAGCCCACGGGAGCCCCAGGAGGCGCUGCUAUGCAGGGAGGGCUCCCUCUGCCCUUCCCCAACCCAGCCCCAGAGGUGGACCUGGCCCCAGAAGACCCCAUGCCCCCUGUCACCCUCAACCCCACCCCUGUCACAGCCCCUUACCUACCAGAGACCCUCAACGAGCCACGCAAAAAGAAGUAUGCCAAAGAGGCUUGGCCGGGAAAGAAACCCACCCCCUCACUACUUAUCUAACCGGUUCGUUAAAGCCGCUGACUCUCAGGUUACCAGCUGAUUCUUCAGGGACUGUGACCUGGCGGGAGGCGGAGUCGUAUGCUUCUCAAUUCUCUCCUUUUUUUUUAUUUGUUGUGUUUCUCAUUGUCAGCACAGAAAGGCACCACAUCAUUUGCCUGUGGUUUGUCAUCAACAGGUACCAUCUAUUUGUCAAAGUCAGCAGUUAAAAUGUGGAACAGAGAAAUCGUACAGAUUGCAAAAUAAAUGACGAAAAAAAGGAAACCCCUCUGUUGGCAUUGAUAACUGUGAGUGACAGGUUACACGGACAUGAUGGGCCAUUUGGUUAUGUUUUUGAUUGUGUGAGGUGUAAAGUUGGAAUUUCUUUUUGUACAAGACAUGUUUCAACAGAUUUUUUGUCACUCCAGUAUUUUGAUAAUGCUGUCAAACAUGACAAAAAAAGUAGUUUUUAUAAGAGAUUUUACUGUGAGAAGUCAGAAAAGGCAGACAUGAAGUCAGUUUCUAUCAGAACACAGGGCUGCUUUUCUUUUUCAAACCUUAUUGAUAAAAUGUGAUUGAGUGUUUUACUCCCUGAAACAUUUCCAUACAUGUACUAGACCAAUGUGACAUCAACCAAAGUGUCUUGCAUUUGACUGACAAGCCACUAGGUGGUGACUCGAGCACAAAGAGUUUUCCCUGACAGGCUGCCGACUUGCAGGUGUAUUUGGUUCUCACCAGUUGAACUUACUUUAUCAUUGUUGAGGAAAAAAUGGUGCAUCCCAUUAAAAGGGGGUCUGGCAAGUUUAUUCAUUUGGACACUUCUGCAUAUAAAAAGCAGUUUCCCCUGCCCAAGUGGUUUGACUGUAUUUUUUUCUUUGGCUUUUUACAACAUGUUUGGUUUUUUAAUGAGUUGUUGCCCUUUUCCCCAGCACCAGUGUACUGUAAAUAAAAGGAUCUUACAGUUUUCUAUGUUGGCAAUUAA